Molecule: messenger RNA, 2097 nt
Organism: Miscanthus lutarioriparius
Lineage: Eukaryota; Viridiplantae; Streptophyta; Magnoliopsida; Poales; Poaceae
Source: the annotation of a GenBank genome assembly
AUGAGGCAGUGGACAUCGUCCAUUGCUGCACACCCACACGUCGAUUUUCUCCGGCUGGUGGCUGAGCCAAGGCCUCUGACCUUCAGGGUCAGGCACCUAAAUGCUCCAAGUCCACGACCAGGUUGCCUCAUGAAGCCCAUAAAGGUUGAAGCAUUGAAAUCAGUUAUUAAUCGUGAUGUACUUGUCCCUGACAUACGACACAAGGAUGAACAAAGUGGCAUGCCCGAAAUGAUUGAUGCAAUCGGAACAGCCCUUCGAUCAAUGGGCGACGGCGAGAUCAGCAUUUCAGCAUAUGACACAGCAUGGGUUGCGCUUGUGAAGAGCUUGAAUGGAGAUAACACACCGCAGUUCCCCUCGUGCAUUGAUUGGAUUGCUCGGAAUCAGCUGCUAGAUGGAUCAUGGGGUUUGUCAUUCAUCUCUGAAAAUAUGUGGAGGUUAGCCAACGAUGAUGAUAAUUGGACGCUAUGUGGCUUUGAGAUUAUCUUCCCUAUGUUGCUGGAGAAGGCCAAGAACCUAGGUGUGAACAUACCGCUUGAUGACCCCACGUUGGAAGCAAUAUAUGCCAAAAGAGAACUCAAGUUCACUAAGAUUCCGAGAGAUGCACUCCAUGUUGUACCAACAACUUUCCUUCUAAGCAUAGAAGGGAUGCCAGGUUUGGACUGGAAAAGGCUAUGUAAGCUCCAGUGUCCAGACGGCUCCUUCAUGUCUUCACCUGCUCCCACGGCUUAUGCUCUAAUGCAGACUGGGGACCCUAAGUGCUUUGAGUUCCUUGAUAGAGUGGUCAGCAAGUUUAACGGAAGCGGCACUAGCUUAACUCCCCCAGCUGUCCCCUACAGAACGAACCUCUUCAGCAACGAUAUGUACCUCAAGGUGGCGAAAGCUGAUUUCAGCAAAUUUCAGAGACUAUGCCGACUAGAGUGGCACAGCCUGAAAAGGUGGUGUGGCAAGAACAAUCUUGAAAUGUACGGCGUGACUCGGCAGAGCGCGCUGAGAGCUUACUUCCUGGCCGCGGCCAGCAACUUCGAACCGAGCCGAGCAGCAGAGCGCCUGGCAUGGGCGCGCACAGCGGUGCUCGCCGAGGCCAUCUCCGGGUGCUUGCUGAUGAGCAGCAACACUCACGACGAUCGGACGAUGACGGCCGAAUGGCUCGUCGAUGAAUUCGUCAACAGCGACGAUGACAACCCGGCAAGUGGAAGAGGGAAGAAGAAUUCACGAGUUACUAGCAGCCUCGGCUAUGCUCUUCGUGACCUUAUUGACAUCCAUGCGUCCGGCAACGCUUCUGUCGCUGACUGUCUUCGUGGAGCUUGGAAGGAGUGGUUCAUGGCAUGGACUAAAACGGAGAGGGAAGGACCACGCGCAGCGGAUACAGCAAUGUUGCUAGUUCGCACAGUCGAGAUUUGUUCUGGAAGGCACCACUCCACCGAACAGGACAUGAAGCUUCUACCAGAUUAUUCGAAGCUCGAACAGCUUACCAGAUCCAUCUGCUGCAGACUGGCGACUGAAGCUCCUGCUCUGAAUGGAGAAAACAUGGACAAGAUUGAUGAUCUGGACAGGAUGGUUGGAUUCGAGAUGCAAGAACUGGCUCAAUGUGUUUUCCAGAGCUGCAGCUCCAUCAACAGAGAAACACGGCAGACAUUUCUCCAUGUGACCAAGAGUUACUACUAUGUCGCCCUCUGCUCACAUGAAACAAUUGAACAUCACAUCUCCAAGGAUUCAGUCGUACCGACAGAAAUAAUCCGUGGCCUUCUUCGCCUAGUAUUUGUGUACGUUGGGAAGGAUGCCCAAAAUUUCCUGUUAAACAAAUACCAACGUAACCGUUGCCAUGUGAGAGAAAAGGUCGAAGAAUCACUGCAUCUGAUGCUCAAUGCUCAGCGAAAUAAAAAUUGUAUGUCCUCCGAUCCAGAGUUGCUGUUCCCUUCGUCUCUGAAACACAACCAUGUACGGAGACUGAGGCUUUGCUUGCACACCUCCCACCCCAUGGCAACCCCAAUCCAGGUGAGCAUACUUGCGGCCCUGCAGGAACUAUGGAAGCAAGUUUGUUGGGCCGGGCAGUGGCAUCACAGCCUGGUGGUGAUGAUUGGUGAAGCGUUCGAGUAG